This is a messenger RNA of Arachis stenosperma, 738 nucleotides long. RefSeq names its product glutathione S-transferase T2-like. The record is from RefSeq and is a predicted model, not a curated record. NCBI's taxonomy places the organism in Eukaryota, Viridiplantae, Streptophyta, Magnoliopsida, Fabales, Fabaceae. The transcript is spliced from 2 exons. Bases 1 to 738 code for a protein of 245 amino acids.
AUGGAUCCAAACCAACUCAACUCUUUCUUCAAUUACUUACAAAACUUUCCUCAAAUUCCAAAUACCCAACAAUCUCAAACCUCAAACUCUCAAGUUCCAAAUCAAAACUUCAUACUACCAAAUAUAUUUCAAAAUCCAAAUCCACAAAAUCUUUCUAAUUUCAAUUUUCAAACUCCUUAUAAUAAUCAAUUUCCUAUAUUCCAACCGCAAAAUCAAAAUUCACAAACACUUCAUUUUCCAUUUUCAUCUAUAUUUAACCCCUCUAUCGGAAAUGUUACUCCAACUUCCUUGCCGUUUCCAACUCAAUUUAGUGCAUCAAGACAUAACUCAUCUGGUAUUGGUGGCUCUUCUAACCCAUCAUCUCAAACUCCUAUACAAUCUAGUCCAAAUUCGCAAUAUUCAGAUUUUGCAAACCCUCGUGGAUUAGAUGCUAUCGACCUCAAUGAUGAUGAUAUUGAAGAUCGGAGACAAGAUAUUGGUACUGAUCAAAAGGAGAAAAUAUUUUGGAGUCGAAUUCAUAGCUACUGUGUAGAAUUUUGCUCCGACAUGACAAGGGGGGUAGUUGCAUGUAAGAAACAAUGGUAUAAGAUCAACAAGGCUGUUACACAAUUUGCUGGUUGCUACGAUCAAGCUAGUCGAAAUAUAAGGAGUGGUUUGAAUACUGAUGAUAUAAAGGAGUUGGCUUAUAAACUUUAUUCCACAAAUUAUGGUAAAAAAUUUACUUUUGAGAGGCAUUAG